ACCAGAGCUAGUUGGAAAAAGUGCAUUGCAGUUUGCUGCUACGGAACCUCGUGAAUUGGACAACUUGUAUCCGGACACAUUAGUUGCUGUACUCAGUUUAGAGCUAGCGGAAGGUAAACAGAGAGCUGUCAACAUGGCUGAGACUCACAGCUUGCAGGAUAUGAGGCAGCAGGCGGCUAUCGCUGCCAAAGUGUUCAUCCAGAGAGACUACACCAAUGGCACUGUCUGCCAGUUUCAGACCAAGUUCCCUUCUGAACUGGAGACCAGGAUUGACAAGCAGCAGUUUGAGGAGACUGUGAGGACGCUGAACAACCUGUAUGCUGAGGCAGAGAAGCUGGGAGGCUCGUCGUAUCUGGAGGGCUGUCUGGCCUGUCUCACAGCUUACACGAUCUUCCUCUGUAUGGAGACACACUACGAGAAGGUUUUGAAGAAGAUUGCUAAGUUCAUCCAGGAGCAGAAUGAUAAGAUCUAUGCUCCACGAGGUCUGCUCCUCACUGACCCUAUUGAGAGAGGCCUCCGAGUUGUUGAAGUAACCAUCUUUGAAGACAGGAGCCUGGGCAGAUAAAAUCUACAGUACUAUGAUCCCAGACUGACUGGACAAAAGCUCUUGAAGGGCUGGUUCUAUCUGGUUCUGGCUCUGCUCAGCAUCACCUGGGGCCUCAUUUAUCAAAGGUGCGUUCACACAAAAAAUAGUCUGAACCUUGCGUAUGCCAGUUUUCCCUCAAAUGUUGGUAUUUAUCCAUUUUGAACUUGAAGGGAAAGUGUGCUCAUCUCCACGGAAAUCUCAGACCAGCCGUACGCACAACUUCUAGUGGUAGAUCAACAUGUAUCGCAAGCAAAUAUAUAAUAAUGAUAGGCUAAUAAAAACCAUAAAGGCCUAAUGAUAGAACAGAUGCAUUUGCCGUUGGUAAGGAGAUCACAUAGCAGCAUGUAGCCUAAUGCAUCUAUUUAAAUUUGACAGUGUGUAGGAUACAGUAUUGCCACAUCAGAGCCUAUACCAAGGCAGGAGAUAGAAACACAAUCAUCUACUUCAAAAUAUUGAACAGGAAUUAGUAUUUUCCAUAGAAAUGUGCUGUAGCAUUUACUUUUGAGCUGUUCGAAUAGGGAAUCAAACUUUCAGAAUGUGCUACCAGUGUUUGGCACUCUCUCUAUAGGCGGCAUGCAUUUUUUGUUUGAAAAAGGUAAGUAUUCUGCCCUCAGCUCUACAUAAAAGUGAUAAAAUUGGCCAUUGCACUUUUCUUUUAGAAACUGUCAUGGCCCAGUUCCAACAUCUCCAAAUCAUACAUCAAAUGAGGGUGUUUUUUAUUACCAUAAAAGGUAACAAAAACGUUUGUGUAUGUUGUGUGCAGUAGUUUGAUGAAUCCCAAUCAUUUAGUUGUGCAUGCAAAUCCUAGCAUCCCCACGUACGGCAGAAUUUAGUGAGAAAUGUACGCACGGUUGAUAAAUGAGGCCCCUGGUCCUGGGUAGGUGAGACCACCACCGCACCUUCAGACUGAGGACCACCUAAAACUUCAGCCUGCAGAACAUCAUACCAGCCCUACUGGCUCCCAUCCAGGAUCCACAUCUACUUUCUGACUACUGCGUCUCUACAAUCUCCCCUGUACUCGACUCCCUCCACACUGUUCUAUACUCCACUCAACUAACGCAUGUACAGUAUAUGAUGCUGGGGCUGUAUUACACAUUAAAAUCCUAAAGGCCCCUCUAAAGUGAAAUAAGAUUUGACAGUUAGGUUGUUUUCUGUAAUACAUCCCCAGACUCCUAAUCUUCUAAAAAUGUAUUUCCUAUCUCUGUAUUUCUAACCAUUUACUUACUGCAUCUUACGUCUGUUUACUUUUGCUUGUACAGAGAUCGCUUGCUUUACAAAACCAAAUGGCCCAAAUUAUGCUUGCAUUCUUCUUGCAUGUUGCGUCAAUGCUCCGAUGGUCCUUUUGUAAAACGUAAAUGUGCCGUGCACAGUGUUUGUUUGGUAACUACUGUUCAUUUUGCCGUGCGUUGAUUGACUUGUUUGUAUGUGUGUGGGUAGGCUAUGUCUAGCUAUGUAAGCACAUUUGAUUGCCUUCAAGUGAAGCGUUAGGCCGAGAAGUGCUCUUGUUUGUCUCCAGUGCCUGUAGUUUCUGUGAAUAUUGCCUCUGUCAGCUCAGUGGGUUCAGGUCAAGUGUAUCUUAGCAUACUAUUUUAGCAGCCAUCUUAUUUAGCUUAUCCUAACUUUUGCUCGUUUUAUUUUCGGCAGCAAGCAUGUUAAAAAUCGAAGACUAUUCCUAAACAACCUCAACUUCUUGAUUUCUUUGUUUUUGUAUCGAUCAAUUGUAUGAAUGAAGGACAUUAGAUUGUUAACUUUUGGUGAUGAUAUAGAUAUACAUUGACAAUACGUGGGUUAAAUACAAUGAUUAAUAUAAACCCUGGAUUGCUGGUGUAUUGGCCAAUGAAAGGCUUUGAAGCCAAAGGUCAGCCAUAGUGGCACUCCUCAGAAAAAGCAGUUUUCAAUUAAAUGUAUCGAAGACAAAAUUACAUGUAUUUAAGUAUUUUUUUAUUGUAGUGGGGACGGUAGCAUUAGAACUUUAAAAAAAAAUUAUACUUUGACAAAUGUUUUUAUAUAUACAGUACCGGUCAAAAGUUUGGACACACCUACUCAAGGGUUUUUCAUUAUUUUCUACAUUGUAGAAUAAUAGUGAAGACAUCAAAACCUUGAAAUAACACAUAUGGAAUUAUGUAAAUCAAAAUAUAUUUUAUAUUUGAGAUUCUCAAAGUAGCCACCUUGAUGGCAGCUUUGCAUACUCUCAACCAGCUUCACCUGGAAUGCUUUUCCAACAGUCUUGAAGGAGUUCCCACAUAUGCUGAGCACUUGUUGGUUGCUUUUCCUUCACUCUGUGGUCCAACUCAUCCCAAACCAUUUCAAUUGGGUUGUGGUCAGGUGAUUGUGGAGGUCAGGUCAUCUGAUGCAUCACUUUCCUUCUUGGUCAAAUAGCUCUUACACAGCCUGGAGGUGUGUUGUCCUAUUGAAAAACAAAUGAUAGUCCCACUAAGUGCAAACCAGAUGGGUUGGUGUAUCGCUGCUUUAAGUGUGCCUUGAAUUCUAAAUCAAUCACUGACAGUGUCACCAGAAAAGCACCAUCACACCUCCUCCCCCAUUCUUCAUGGUGGGAUCCACACAUACGGAGAUCAUCCGUUCACCUACGUCUCACAAAGAAGGCAGUUGGAACCAAAAAUCUCAAAUUUGGACUCAUCAGACCAAAGGACAGAUUUCCACUGGUCUAAUAUCCAUUGCUCAUGUUUCUUGGGCCAAGGAAGUCCAUUCUUCUUAUUGGUUUCCUUUAGUAGUGGUUUCUUUGCAGCAAUUUGACCAUGAAGGCCUGAUUCACAGUCUCCUCUGAACAGUUAAUGUUGACAUGUCUGUUACUUGAACUCAGUGAAGCAUUUAUUUGGGCUGCAAUUUCUGAGGCUGGUAACUCUAAUGAACUUAUUAUCCUCUGCAGUAGAGUUGACUCAGGGUCUUCCCUUCCUGUGGAGGUCCUCAUGGGAGCCAGUUCCAUUAUAGCGCAUGGUGGUUUUUACGACUGCACUUUAAAGACAUUGUCAAAGAUCUUGAAAUUUUCCAAAUUGACUACUUUGUGUGUGGCUACUUUGAAAUCUAAAAUAUAUUUUGAUUUUUUUAACACUUUUUUUGGUUACUGCCAUAUGUGUUAUUUCAUAGUUUUGAUGUAUUCACUAUUAUUCUACAAUAUAGAAAAUAGUAAAAAUAAAGAAAAACCCUUGAAUGUGUAGGUGUGUCCAAACUUUUCUCUGGUACUGUAUAUAUUUGUAUGUUUCAUAAUUAUUUUGUAUAUUUAGCUUACAUAAUGUAAUUUUAAAGUAUGCUUUACGGAGUCUGUAAUGGAAUAAAUGUGGCUCAAACUAAUUUGGACUUUUCUACAGCUUCCAAAAUAUUUUUUUUACCAUGGUUGGGGUGUCAAGAUGGAGGUGUGGUGGCUUCAAAACAGCUCCUUGUCAGUCAUCUAGUUUAUAAGUAAUUGGUUAAAUUUGACAUUGCUCCAUGGAAUUACAUCCAUUUCAUAAUGUGUUUUGAAUGUUAAAUGCUGAGUUUCUUCUGUCUGACUGAAAUCUGUUAGUGCUAUAUUACAGAUAAUCUAACACUACAGAAAUGUCCAACUAUAGAUUUUCUGGAACAUUUUGAGGUAGGUUAUAAUGAAAGUCAGAUUACUUAUUCUCAUAUAUUGUAAAUAUUAUUUCAAUGUAUUCUGAAAAUGGCAAUGUUGAGCAAAAUGAAAAUGUAUUUAAUUUGGCCUUUUUAACAUUAAACUCAUUAAUUUGAUAAAUUAGUA
Oncorhynchus keta (chum salmon) is the source of this 4319-nucleotide messenger RNA. Its product is annotated as golgin subfamily A member 7-like. Gene Ontology annotation, cellular component: Golgi stack; palmitoyltransferase complex. Bases 134 to 565 code for a protein of 143 amino acids. The record is from RefSeq and is a predicted model, not a curated record. Gene Ontology annotation, biological process: Golgi to plasma membrane protein transport; protein targeting to membrane; peptidyl-L-cysteine S-palmitoylation. The transcript has 7 exons. NCBI's taxonomy places the organism in Eukaryota, Metazoa, Chordata, Actinopteri, Salmoniformes, Salmonidae.